Molecule: messenger RNA, 697 nt
Organism: Rhinichthys klamathensis goyatoka
Lineage: Eukaryota; Metazoa; Chordata; Actinopteri; Cypriniformes; Leuciscidae
Product: cerebellin-2-like
Exons: 4
Coding region: 59-655 (198 amino acids)
Molecular function (GO): protein binding
Source: RefSeq, a predicted model, not a curated record
GACUAUAAGAGAAUGAUAAUUCAGUUGAUUCAGUGCUUUGUUAGUAACCAAGAGCACAAUGAUGUUGAUUUUUGUAACAGUUUUAAUACUCAAUGUGUGGGCUGUAUCAGCAGAUGAUGUUUUGUCGUUAAACAUAAACAUCCUUGAAGAACUGGGGAAAAUAAAGACCAUGGAAACAAAAAUGAAAUCUAUGGAGAUUGAAAUGGAGCGACUCAGAACAGAAAACAAAGAAAGGGUGAAAGUAGCAUUUUCAGCCACGCUGUCAGCUUUAGAGAAUACCCACAAAUUCAUUGGCCCUUAUGCAGAUGCAGUCUCUCUUGUGUAUGAAAAUGCAUUAACUAACAUUGGAAAUGCUUACGACACAAAUACAGGAAUCUUCACUGCACCAGUAAAAGGAGUGUAUUACUUCAACUUUGUGCUCUUCCAUCACCACGCCAUGCCAACCGGUGUGAGACUGCUAAAGAAUGGCCAUCAUGUGGUCGGAGCAACAGAUAGCGCUCCCGGGCUAGACACCGAGGACACUGCGUCCAACGCUGUCUGCCUUCUGCUGGAAAAAGGGGACCGGAUAAGUCUUCAGCUCUGGGAGAACCGUCGUGUCUACACAGAUGGGAACAGAAGGAACACCUUCAGUGGACACCUUCUUUUUACUAUGUGAAGUUUCAGGGUUUGUAUUUAGAUAAAAUAAACUUUCCUGAAU